AUGACUAAAAUGUUAUCCGCCCAGGAGGCUGCUAAGAUCUACCACACAAAUUACGUGAGGAACGCACGAGCCGUCGGAGUGCUGUGGACCAUCUUCACCAUCUGCUUCGCCAUCAUCUGUGUGGUGGUCUUCAUUCAGCCGUACUGGAUUGGAGACAGUGUCGACACCCCUCAGUCAGGAUACUUUGGGCUUUUUCACUACUGCAUUGGGAACCCCAUCACAGGAGAGCUGGUGUGUAAAGGCAGCGCUUUGGACUUUGGGUCCAUCCCAUCAGGUGCCUUCAAAACUGCGAUGUUCUUCGUUGGGAUCUCUUUGCUGCUCAUUGUGGGGACUAUCGUCUGCUUUAGUUUGUUCUUCUUCUGCAACUCAGGCAGCGUCUACAAAAUCUGCGCAUGGAUGCAACUGGCAGCUGCGACUUGUAUGGUCAUCGGCUGUAUGAUCUAUCCGGAUGGCUGGGACUCAGAGGAGGUGAAGAGGAUGUGCGGUCAGCGAACGGAUAAAUACACGCUGGGUAACUGCACGGUGCGCUGGGCGUACAUCCUGGCCAUCAUUAGCAUCAUGGACUCCCUCACAUUAUCGUUCCUGGCCUUCGUACUGGGCAACCGGCAAGACAAACUGCUACCCGAAGACUUCCAGGUGGAGGAAAAGAAAGAGGAAGCAUGAAGACCCCUGAACAUCAUCUGGCUCAAUGGACCCUGUGGGUUUUUUCAAGCCACUUUCUG
Molecule: messenger RNA, 722 nt
Organism: Labeo rohita (rohu)
Lineage: Eukaryota; Metazoa; Chordata; Actinopteri; Cypriniformes; Cyprinidae
Gene: lhfpl5a
Product: LHFPL tetraspan subfamily member 5a
Exons: 3
Coding region: 1-663 (220 amino acids)
Biological process (GO): detection of mechanical stimulus involved in sensory perception; sensory perception of sound
Cellular component (GO): plasma membrane
Source: RefSeq, a predicted model, not a curated record